AUGGAAAGUGGAAACCAAAUCGUGCUCUUGAUUUUGCAAAUUUUUGUUUUGUUGGUGAAAUCCAAGAAAUUCUCGGAGCAGCUAGCUUUCAAAAUUGGCAGAUUUACGGAACCUGUUUUUGUUUCUUCCGCUUUUACUCGUGUUUUUAUCGGGUCGAUUGAUCGCUGUCUUCAUGCAGUUAAUCGCGCGCCUUUAUCAUAUGCUAUCACCAUCGAAACGAUUCUGUGCGGUUCCAUUUUGAUUCCAUUCGCUAACAUGCGCUGCUCGUUAAUCGACGCAAGCAAUGUUAGCCUAACAUUUUCAUUAAUACAACUAAAUUUGAUGUCUUUCCCUGAAGAACAUGAUUAUAUAGGUAAUUGUCUCGGAAGAAGUUACCUUUAUCCUUCUUCUUCCUCCAUUGUUUCUACAGAAAGCGAGAAAAACAGUGUUUUGAACCUCAAAGAAACUGAGCUGAGACUGGGGUUACCUGGUUCAGAUUUUCUUGGAAAAAAGGCUGGAACUGUGGUUUCUCUUUUUGGGAAAGAUUUGAAAGAUGAGGGCAAUAAUGGGUUUUCACAAAUCCCUUUGAAGAACUUCGUUUCAGCUGGACCUUCUGGGAAAGAAAUUGGAAACCCUAAUCCUGCAAAGCUUGUUGAGGAGAAAAAGAAUGAAAAUAAUAGUACUGCUCCUGCUUCAAAGGCACAAGUGGUGGGAUGGCCACCAAUUCGAUCUUUCCGGAAGAACACCCUAGCCACCAAUUUAUCUAAAAACAACAAUGAUGGUGAGGGAAAAUCAGGAUUAAGCUGCCUUUACGUGAAGGUUAGCUUGGAUGGUGCUCCAUAUUUGAGGAAGAUCGAUCUCAAAACCUAUUGCAGCUAUGCAGAGCUUUCUUCUGCUCUUGGGAAAAUGUUUAGUUGCUUUACCAUUGGGCAAUAUGAGUCUCAUGGACUUCCCGGGCAAGCGAAUCUUAGAGAGAACUGCUUAAAGGAUCUUCUCAAUGGCUCUGAAUAUGUGCUGACGUAUGAAGAUAAGGAUGGUGACUGGAUGCUUGUUGGUGAUGUUCCGUGGGAGAUGUUCACUGAUUCUUGCAAGAGAUUAAGGAUCAUGAAAGGCUCAGAUGCAACCGGGCUAGCUCCGAGGGCCAUGCAGAAGUGCAAGAACCAAAGCUAG
Fraxinus pennsylvanica is the source of this 1149-nucleotide messenger RNA. The record is from the annotation of a GenBank genome assembly. Lineage: Eukaryota; Viridiplantae; Streptophyta; Magnoliopsida; Lamiales; Oleaceae.